AAACAGACAGACUGUGGUGGAAGGAAGAAGGUGUUUGAGAUAUAGGAGCUCACGGAAAUGACGUACUGGAGUUUCAUCUUGUGCACUCUGGUGUUCUGUUAUGAGGCCCAUACGCAGCAUGUUGGUGUAGCACGUAUUCGCUCACUCCUACCCCAAAGCGUUGCCUUUAAGCUGCUUCUACUGAAACCCCCCGCAUCCAGAGGCAGCUUGUUUCCACAAGGAGGAAACCCAGGAAGGAGACAAGUAGGAUCCUCAUCCGGAGGUCCAUUUAUUCCAUCUGAUCCCAUCGGAGGCCCUGGCUUUGUGCAUCCUCUACUUGACCCUAAUUAUGGCAACAGCCGCAACGGAUUUCAUGGCUUUGGUGGUUAUUCCGAGACCAUCUCGCCAACAGGUUUCCCCGGGGAUAUGUCUGGAUCUGGCACAUUUGGUGGUCCUUCUCCAGGGUCUCUGGGUUUCUCUGGAGGAAGUCCUCUUGGUUUGUUAGGUGUUGAUUCCACAGGGUUUCCUGGGGACCUGAUGGGUUCGGGGGGUUUACUUGGCGGAAUGUCAAGCACUGGAAAUAAGGAAACAGGAUUCCCAGGACUACAUCUUGAACAAACUUCAGGUGGGUUUGGACAAGGCCCUGUUGGCGAUUUCUUUGGAUCGGGCCAGAACGGAGGUCUUCUCGGGUUAGAUGUGACGCCUGGUAGUCUUAUAGGAGGCUUUCCUGGUGGAGCCUCAUCACUACUUGGACACUCUGAGGGUUCACAAGGAUUUGGCAUGUCUAUGGGAUUGCCUGGCAAGCUUCCUGGCACAGAACAACAAGGCCUUAACAAAGGGAUGGCAGUGAAUAUUUUGCGGGAAACGUCCCCAACCUCUACGCCACAAAUAAUGGCAAAAUAUAACAAAGUUGCUCCGACGAACACUGGCCAGUCUUUUACCUCUGGACCCGUAACAUCCCCGGUAAAUAGGAGGCAAAUACAAAAAAAUGUUCAAAACCCGCCACGUCCAAAAGUGCAGCAGAGAUUACAAAAUUCUCGUCAAACUGGAGCCGGUAAAGGGCCAAUUAGAAGAAUCCCGGAACCUGCUGUGGGAGGUAUCAAUCGCCCUGCAUCAAUCAGAGGUGUUCAGCCAAUCACUCCACCUGUCAUUCCAUUAGGUGUUCCGCCAGUCAUUCAGCCAGGAACCGUACUUCCACCAAGUGCUUUGCUGCCAACUGGAGGAGUGGUUCUUCGUGUUGAUGGCAGCGAUGCUGUUGUGGCGUCUCCCGAUGGUGUAGAAACGACCGUAGAUGGAACUGACUUCAGUCAAGAGUUAGUUGUCUGAGAUCUUGCUGGUAGUCAUUCUUCCGUUGGGAUGUCUCAUUAGCUAUUAGAAACGAUGUGAGAGGAUAUUUUCUGACGACACGUCCUAAAGCGACGUUGUUGCUUUAUGUGAAAACUUCAAAGUGGGUUAUCGUACCUGAACAGCGAAGAAAGAUGUUUUACCUUUUAUCACCUUUUGCAUCCAUAUGCAUAUUUGAAUUCCUAUACAAGUUUCUGAAUUUCAGACGUAACCAUGUUAU
This is a messenger RNA of Haliotis rufescens (red abalone), 1543 nucleotides long. RefSeq names its product austinoid biosynthesis cluster protein W-like. The transcript has 4 exons. The record is from RefSeq and is a predicted model, not a curated record. Lineage: Eukaryota; Metazoa; Mollusca; Gastropoda; Lepetellida; Haliotidae. Bases 58 to 1305 code for a protein of 415 amino acids.